Molecule: messenger RNA, 873 nt
Organism: Prunus avium (sweet cherry)
Lineage: Eukaryota; Viridiplantae; Streptophyta; Magnoliopsida; Rosales; Rosaceae
Source: RefSeq, a predicted model, not a curated record
AUGCUAAGGGGUCUCCCACUGAAUUUCUAUAAAUCCAAGUCUAUUGAAACUCUUAUAUUGAAUGGUUGUUCAAGAUUUGAAAACUUGGCUGAUGGCUUAGGGGACAUGGUAUCAUUGACAAUUUUGGAAGCAGAUUGCACAGGCAUCAGAAAAAUUCCAUCUUCCGUAGUAAAAUUGAAGAACUUGAGAAUUUUAUCUCUAUCUGGCUUCUGGCGGUUAACUGAGGAUGCAAUCCCUAAGGAUCUAUGUAGCCUAAUUUCCUUAGAACAUCUGCUUCUUGGAGCCAAUAAUUUUCGUAGCCUGCCAAGUCUCACUGGUCUUUCAAAGCUCAAGGUCUUGUGUUUAAAUGCAUGCAGAAAACUUCGUGCAAUCCCAGAUUUACCAACCAAUUUGUAUGUUCUGAAAGCAAUUGGCUGCCCAAAAUUGGAAACAAUUCCAGAUUUUUCAAAAAUGUCAAAUAUGAGAGAAUUGUAUCUCUGUGAUUUGUUCAAACUCACUGAGGUUCCAGGCAUGGAUAAGUCAUUAAACUCCAUGACAAGGAUUCAUAUGGAAGGCUGCACCAAUCUGACUGCCGAUUUUAGGAACAACAUCCCACAGAGAUGGACUUCUUGCGGAUUUGGUGGAAUUUAUUUGAAUGGAAUUUAUGAUAUUCCUGAGUGGUACAAAGUCGUCAAUGAUGUGGACAAUAUCGUCUACUUUGAAGUUCCUCAAAGAAUCAUGGGUCGUGAUUUAAAAGGGUUGACUAUAUGCUGCGUUUACUCUUCAGACAGGCGAAAAACUUCCAGAUUGAAAAGGGUAGAUUCUGAAGGUCCUAUUUGCAGUAUGGCUGCUUUGCACACCAAGAUAGAGUCAAACAAUACGGAGUUAUUUUGA